This is a messenger RNA of Amaranthus tricolor (Joseph's coat), 2619 nucleotides long. RefSeq names its product trihelix transcription factor GTL2. The transcript has 2 exons. Lineage: Eukaryota; Viridiplantae; Streptophyta; Magnoliopsida; Caryophyllales; Amaranthaceae. The record is from RefSeq and is a predicted model, not a curated record. The coding region runs from base 430 to 2322 and encodes 630 amino acids.
UAAUUGCAUCAUCAUACUCAUCUCCUUCACCUCCUACAUUGGAUUCUUACUCUUCCUUCACACACCCAUUUUUUUUAAAACACAAAAAAAAAAAUCUUCAUUUAAAAGUUUCAUUUUCAAUAGUCCCCCCAUAUCCCUUCAAAUAAAUCCAUACCCACAUCUCCUACAAGUGUAGGACACCCCCAAAUCACAUCCCAUCUUUUCUUGUCAUUUUCUAUGGUAGUGCCCUUCACUUACCUUAAAGUUGUUCUUUAUUUUAGGGCUUAGGUUGAUGACAAAACCCUUGAUAGUAUUGCAUUUUUAGGCCCCCUUUUAUAAGGUAUACAUCAAUGUGGGGUUUUAUUUAGCUUCCCCAUACUAAAAAAAAACCCCAAUUUUUUUUUGUAAAUUUGUUUUUAAGGAAUUUGUAAAACAAUUCAACCAAAAAAAAUGUUUGAUGGAAUGGGCGACCAAUUCUAUCAAUUCUUAGCCUCUACAAAUUCAAAUACUAAUAAUAGUACUAAUAAUGCUAAUAAUUCUUCUACUUCUUCUCUUAAUCUUCCUUUAUCUUUUUCUCUUCAUCAUCAUCAUCACCAUGCUUCUUUCCCUUCUUACCCACCAACCUUUGAUUCUUCUUACCAUCUUCUUCAUCCUUCACAAUUUCUUCAUAGAAAUGAAGUUAAAGGAGAAAUUCUUAACUUACAUGAUUCUUGUUUGAAUCCAAGAUCAUUGUUGUUGCAUGAAAUUCCAUGGUCUAAUGAUGAAUUGCUUGCUCUCUUUAGACUCAGAUCUAGUAUGGAUAAUACUUGGUUUCCUGACUUUAUUUGGGAGAAUGUUUCUAGAAAGUUAGCAGAGCUUGGGUUCAAAAGGACUGCUGAGAAGUGCAAGGAGAAAUUUGAGGAAGAAUUCAACAACAUUAAUAUUAAUAAUAACAAUAAUAAUAAUACUAAUACUAAUAAUAAUAAUAAUAAUAAUAAUAAUAAUAAUAAUAAUAAUAAUAAUAAUAAUAGGCUCUUUGGAGAGCUUGAACAACUUUGUAGUAAUAAUACAAAUAUUAAUCAUGAUGAUCAUCUUCCUAAUGAUCAUGAUCAUCCACAGACUUCAUUAUCUCAAAGGGGUGAAUUUCCAGAUGAAGAUGAAGAUGAAAAUAAUGUUCAUGAUGAUGAUGAUUGGGAUGAUGAAGAAAAUGAAGAAAAAAGAAAAAAAGAGAAUUUAUUAGAGGAUAAUAAUGAAGAAAAAGAAGUGGGUAUUACAAGAAAAAUUGAAAAUAUGAACCACCAUGUUGAAGAUGAACAAUCUAUGAAUGAUGAUAGUGAGAAGACUGAGGAAAAUACAAAGAAAAUGAUGAGGAAAAGAAAAAGAUCACAAAAGAAAUUUGAAAUGUUAAAAGGGUUUUGUGAGAAAAUUGUUAAUAAAAUGAUGGAUCAACAAGAACAACUUCAUUGGAAGAUUCUAGAAGAUAUGGUAAAAAGAGAUGAAGAAAAGAUUGCAAAGGAAGAAGCAUGGAAACAACAAGAGAUUGAGAGGUUACAGAAGGAAUUGGAAAUUAGGGCACAUGAACAAGCCAUUGUUGGAGAUAGGCAAGCUAAGAUUCUUGAUUGUUUAAACAAGUUUAAUGCAUCAUCAUCAAAUAUUAUGGAAAAUAGUUGGUGUUUUAAAGAGACAAUUGAAAAUAUUAGCAAGGUACCAAAUCUUAUUACUUUGUCUAAUUCCUUAAUUACAAGUACUAAUUAUCAAGAUAAUCCCAUUAGUGUACAAUUACCACCUUCAUCUUCUUAUACAACCCAUGAUAAAACUUCUUCAUUAAAUGAUAGUUUACCCAUUAAUGAUCAAGUGGUGGGUCAAAACCCUAAUCCUCCUUCUUUGGUUGAUUCUUAUAAAUUAUCGAGUUUAGAUCAUACCGGCACUAAUGCAAUAGAUGAUAUUGAUCGCCAAAAAGUUAUUGGAGGAAAGGAUGAUACCGGGCGAAGAUGGCCUAGAGAUGAAGUGUUAGCAUUGAUCAACAUAAGGUGUAGCCUCUUUAACAAUGGUAAUGAUGUGAACAAUGAUAAAGAAAGUUGUUCUAAGGGUCCAUUAUGGGAAAGAAUCUCACAAAAGAUGAUGGAAUUAGGGUACAAUAGGAAUGCAAAAAGGUGCAAAGAGAAAUGGGAGAACAUAAACAAGUACUUUAGAAAAACAAAGGAUUUGAACAAGAAAAGGUCAAUUGACUCAAGAACUUGUCCUUAUUUUCAUCAACUAAGUCAUCUUUAUAGUCAAGGAGCACUAGUGGGCUCCAUUGAUAGGCAGAUGAACCUCGCCGGGUCGCCGGAAAUUGGUAAGUCCAAUGCAUUUUCAGGUGGGUGAAGGUGGGUCUAGUAGUGUUGCAUAGGGUGGUGCAACUAAUACUAUGCAUGCUUCUUAAUGUAUGUUAAGAAGGUGUGGUCCAAGUUUUAUUUGUAUGUGUGUGGUGCUAUAUAAUUUUGUACCUUUUUGUUGUAUGUUAAACACUUUCUAGCUAUAUAUAGAUGUUGCUAGCUAGCAAGCUGAAUUUAGUAGUAUAUUUCAUUUAAGUGUCACUUAAUUCUUAUAUUUGUGCAUAAUAAAUGAUUAGUGUUAUUAUUAGUGUUAUUUCCUCUUGUAUGUUCUUAUAAAUUUGUAACA